AUGGAUGACUCCAACAAAUCCCGUGAAGAAAAAAGAAACACAACACCAACGAUGAAGAAAAUACACCAAAAUAGACAACUCCAACGACGAAUCCCGCAAAGAAAAAGCAGCAGCAAACUGAAAUCAACAAAACAAGAAACACAACACUACCAACAAAGAAAGUACACCGAAAUGGAUGACUCCAACAACGAAUCCCGCGAAGAAAAAGCAGCAGCAAACUGA
Messenger RNA from Dentiscutata erythropus, 222 nucleotides. The record is from the annotation of a GenBank genome assembly. NCBI's taxonomy places the organism in Eukaryota, Fungi, Glomeromycota, Glomeromycetes, Diversisporales, Gigasporaceae.